AUGACGUCCUCGCAAGUUUCUCUACUACUCAAAAAGAUACUCAGAUGCUCUCACAAUCCUCAAAAACCACUAGGCCAAACUCUAAUGAUUUCGUUGACAAUUGAACCCUCUCUAUUCUCUAUGAAUCAAGCCAACAUUUCGAGUAGGCAUGAUGAGGAUAAUCGUUCUUCAGCAAGUGACGUACUUCAAACAUUCCGACAGAGUAGCCAACAUGACGGCCGCAUACUGCCACCACCAAUCUCCUAUGUUCCAAACUAUCAUGGUGCACUACACAUGAGAGCUUCUCAUGCAUACAAACUCAUUGACAACAGUGACGACCUUCGUGCUUUCCCUAUCAAGCUACACGCAUGCCUUGACGACGCCGAAUCAAGAGGUUUCCAUCACAUCAUUUCAUGGCAAAAGCAUAGCCUCUUCAAAAUCAAGGAUGUUGACGCUUUUGAACAGCACAUCAUGCCACAAUACUUCAGAUCUCAAACCAAGUACAAGUCGUUUCAGCGCCAACUAAACCUCUAUGAAUUUGAACGGGUACCAAAGGGCCCAUUCCGAGGAUCGUACAUGCAUCCAUUUUUCAAACGUGGUCAACAUGAACUGUCCAACAGAAUGAGGUUGCGAAAAAUCAAGGGCAGAAACUCAGUAAGCUUUGAAUCACCGAAAAUUGCAAGGACGGCACGGAAAGUCGCAAAGCCUUUAGAAGAGACCAAGGAGGAGGAGUCCACCGCGAAAGAGAAUCCUCAGGCUAUGCCUCCACCAUCAAAACCUCAAGAAGCAGCAACAAGAAGUCAAACACAAAGAGUCCCAGAUGCUCGACGACCAAGGAAUCGGCCUAGACCGCAAUGCACAUUUGAAGGUCGAAAGUUCUUUCCAAUCUAG
Cylindrotheca closterium is the source of this 870-nucleotide messenger RNA. The record is from the annotation of a GenBank genome assembly. NCBI's taxonomy places the organism in Eukaryota, Bacillariophyta, Bacillariophyceae, Bacillariales, Bacillariaceae.